AUGCAUGCAACAGACCAAGAGAUGUCACAAGAACGAUUCAAAGUCAUCAUUGUCGGAGGCUCCGUCACAGGCCUCACGCUGGCUCACAGCCUGCAUAAAAUCGGAGUGGAUUACACAAUCCUAGAGAAACGAUCGACUAUUGCACCGCAAGAAGGAGCGUCGAUUGGGAUCCUACCAAACGGAGCUCGCGUGUUGGACCAACUUGGACUAUAUGGGGCCAUCGAGCGGGCCACUGCACCUCUCGGGGCUACCAAUAUUCGUUUCCAAGAUGGCUUCCACUUUAGCAGUCCUUAUCCGAAGAAGAUACUUGAAAACUUUGGAUACCCUAUUGCCUUCUUGGAAAGACGGAAACUGCUAGAGAUUUUGUACGAUGCCUUGCCCGAUAAGGCCGAAGCCAGGGUCAACAAGACAGUCUCCAGCAUUGAUCAACAGACAGGGGACGGGAAAAGCGGCGUCCGAGUCAGGACCCUAGACGGAGAUGUGUACGAGGGUGACAUGGUUGUUGGGGCAGACGGAGUGCAUAGUAGAACCCGGAGUGAAAUGUGGCGCUUGUCCAGCUCGUCAGGACUAGCUGAGAUCUCGGCGAGCGAAAGGAGCAGCAUGUCGGUCGAGUACUCCUGCUGUUUCGGCAUUUCUACGGGGAUGCCUGAGCUCAAGCCCGGAGAGCAAGUCAUGCGCAUCUACUAUGGUCGAACUUUGGUGGUGAUCCCGUCCAAAGAUGGGCUAGUCUUCUGGUUCUUGAUACAAAAGCUUGACCAGAAAUACAAGUAUGGCGAUGCCCCUCGCUUUACCUCCGAGCAGGCUGCCGCACAAUGCUUGCAACUGGCGGAUGCCCCAAUUGCAAAAGACGUCCGAUUCGGGCAUGUGUGGCGGAAUCAACAGAUCUUCAACAUGGUCGCUUUGGAAGAGAAGGUCUUUCAGACUUGGUCUUUCGGCCGUUUGGUAUGCAUCGGCGACAGCAUGCACAAGAUGACAGUCAACCUCGGACAAGGCGCCAACUGCGCCAUUGAAGACGUUGCCGUCCUUUCCAACCUGCUACGCGACUGCCUGGGGAAGAAAAACGCCACGAAGCCAACAUAUAAGGAGCUUGAUGCCCUGCUGCGCCGCUUCAACCACAUGCACUUAUCGAGAGUCACUUCGAAAGCCGGCCUUUCAACAUGA
Molecule: messenger RNA, 1161 nt
Organism: Hirsutella rhossiliensis
Lineage: Eukaryota; Fungi; Ascomycota; Sordariomycetes; Hypocreales; Ophiocordycipitaceae
Product: FAD binding domain-containing protein
Exons: 5
Coding region: 1-1161 (386 amino acids)
Molecular function (GO): FAD binding
Source: RefSeq, a predicted model, not a curated record